GGCUCGAGCCCCCAACACGUCAUGGUUAUAAGCCACGCCCUCCCGCGCGCGCGCCUGUGCUAUGCAAACACACAGGAGUGUAAUGAUCUGCUGCAGGACUGAAGGGGUUAACAGGGAGGAGGAGAAGGAGGAGGAGAGAGCAGUGAGUCUCACUGACACACUGGCCGCAGUCCUGAUACGAGCUCAGCGCGGCUGGUGGCCGGCUGUUUGAUUAAACGGGAUUAUUUGCGCUGUUUUAGGAGCGAUUUUUUACCGGUUUAUUAUCAUUUUGCACGCGCGUCUCAGAAGACGGACACAGCGCGCGCGCUUGUCUUCAUUGCACCCUGCUGAUGUGUUUUUGGACAUUUUGCGCUCGUGUUCUGCAUGUCUGAUCUGUCGGAUUGCAGGAUGCUGAAUUAAAUACCUGAUGCUUUGGGAAUAAGAUAUCAGACUGUAUAUAGGGGACACGGAGGCGAAAAUGCGAGGCAGAGGCGGAAGCGGCGCGCGCGGUGCAGGUGGAUGGCCGACCUGAUGCUACACACAGAGAGAUAGACAGAGAGAGACAGAGGGAGAGAGACAGAGAGAGAGAGAGAGAGAGAGAGAGAGAGAGAGAGAGAGAGAGAGAGAUCGUGUGCUGUAGUGCUGCUAUGCUGUACUAGUCGGGUGUGUGAGUAGCGAGCUGUGACCGCCAUGCUGCCCGGGGUCGGGGUGUUCGGCACCAGCCUGACAGCGCGGGUGAUCAUCCCGCUGCUGAAGAGUGAGGGCUUCUCCGUGGAGGCGCUGUGGGGCCGCACGCAGGAGGAGGCCGAGGAGCUGGCCAGGGAGAUGGACGUGCCCUUCUACACCAGCCGCAUCGACGAAGUGCUCCUGCACCAGGAUGUGGAUCUGGUGUGCAUCAAUCUUCCCCCGCCGCUCACGCGCCAGAUCGCCGUCAAAACGCUGGGUAUUGGCAAGAAUGUCAUCUGUGACCGCACAGCCACACCGCUGGACGCCUUCCGCAUGAUGUCAGCAGCGCAGUACUACCCCAAGCUGCUGAGCAUUAUGGGUAACGUAUUGCGCUUUCUUCCUGCCUUCGUUCGCAUGAAGGAGCUGCUAGAGGAGGGCUAUGUGGGAGAACUGCUAGUCUGCGAGGCACAGGUCCACGGCGGCAGCCUCUUGGGCAAGAAGUACAACUGGAGCUGUGACGACUUGAUGGGCGGUGGAGGACUUCACUCUGUGGGCACCUACAUCAUCGACCUGCUCACAUUCCUGACCAGCCGGCGUGCCAUCAAGGUGCAUGGCUUCCUCAAGACUUUCAUUAAACAGACAGACCACAUCAAGGGCAUCAGACAGAUCACCAGUGACGACUUUUGCACUUUUCAGAUGGUGCUGGAGGGUGGAGCCUGCUGCACCGUGACGCUCAACUUCAACGUGCCGGGUGAGUUCCGGCAAGAGGUGGUUGUGGUUGGAACGGCUGGACGCCUCACAGUCAGUGGCACUGAUUUGUAUGGACAAAAGAACAGUGGCAUGGCAGACCGUGAGCUACUGCUCAAGGACAGCACACCUUUAGGCAAUGCCUCGCUGCCUGACAAGGCCUUCAGCGACAUCCCUUCGCCCUACCUCACCGGUACCAUCUGCAUGGUCCAGGCUAUACGACAGGCCUUCCAGGGCCAGGAGGAUCGGCGGACUUGGGACGGCCGGCCGCUCACCAUGGCUGCCACUUUUGAGGACUGUUUGUAUGCUUUGUGUGUGGUGGACACAAUCAAAAAGUCCAACCAGUGUGGUGAAUGGCAGAACAUCGUAGUGAUGACGGAGGAACCUGAAGUCAGUCCAGCAUAUCUGAUCAGUGAGGCCAUGCGACGCAGCAGGAUGUCACUGUACUGCUAGAGCUGCUUGACGGAUGACUGAAUAAAUGUGACUGGAGUUAGGAAAUGAAUGACUGAAUGAAUUGAACCUGGAAUUAAAACGAAGCUUGCUGAAUUUUAUGGGUAUCAAUUGAAGGAAUGAUCAGAAAUGCAAACAGCAAUAUACUCUUUCUGCUUUCUGUGAACGACACUGCUUCUGGAUGAAAUCACACUGGAUUCAUGGAGGAUGACUGGAAAUUAUACAGCAGAUAUUUUCAACACUGGAGAAAACCACUGGAAAAAAAAAACAUUUAGCAGUGGCAAACAUGGUUCUGUCAUUCUUGCAUGGUGAUGAAUGUGCAAUCCCAAUGGGCUGUCCCGUGUAUGUGUUCUGUGUGUGUGUGUGUAGAACAUUACAAAAAUCAAUAGUUUGGCUGGUAGGCCUUUUAGAGAGGAACUCCCCUCUGGUCAAUUACACAAUAAAUCUGCCUAGAUAUGCUUGUGUGUCUGAAAUACAAAGGAAUAGCUUGUUUUUUAGCUGUGCUUGCAGAGGACAGUGCAAUCCUAGCAUGCUUGCACAAGUCUACUGUUCCUUUAGGUUUUAGGCACUAAUUCGGUUCUUCAGCUCUUACAUGAAGCUGGCCAGCUUGUUUCUGAGCUUGAUGUAUUCAGCAUGUGAACCACUCUUGCAUGCGUACUGUAGAUGAGGGCUGUAAAUUACAUCUCAAACAAUCAGCAGUGGCCUCUGGUUAGUACAGCGUGGGUAGGUGUUCCAGCAUGCAGUCGCCUGCGCUGUUAGAGUUGCAGUUGGAAAUAAUUACUAUAAUUAAGCUCUAAGCAAACAAGUGGCAAAUGUGGCAGACAAACAACAUAAAGCAAAAUAGUAAACACCCCUAUUGUUUUACACAUUCAUAGAUAGCUUACACUAAGUGUCAUUGAGCUGUUACAUGGCAGAAACAGUUACAUGAACAAGACUUAUUUAUAAUACCUUCUGUUUACAGGGUCAGAUUAGUAAUCUGACAUGGUUUAAUGCCAAUUUCACACUUCAUACUUUUUCAUCUGUAUGCUCUGAGGUAGAUUUAGGAGUUCUGAUCAUGUGUCAUAAUUAGAUUUGAUGUUUAGCAACAUUCUCGAGGGCUAGACACGGCCGAGUCAAUUAUAAGCAUAAAAAUAUGUAUGCCAAAUUAUAUUCAAUACAAGGCAAAAAUUCCUUCGCAGUGCUUAGUGCUGGGAUUCUUGACUGGGAGAUGAUCCCAAAAUUAGUCAGGUUUUUAGUGCAUGAUUUUAAUAGAAGUUUAAUUAUCUUCUGUUUUAGACAUUAGAUAAUUAUUACAUCUUAUUUCUAACAUUGACCUACAAGCCAAAAGAUUGAUUUUUAUUUUGAACUCUUUUUAUUUGGUUUGUUUUUUAGGCAUUGAUAAUGUAUAACAAAGCUCUAAUAUCUACCUUUGCCUGCUGUUUCCUUUUCCUGUUUCUGUUCCAAGUUAGUAAUGGACCACUUCAGGCAUCACAUGGGUGGUAUAAAAGGGUCAGGUGAUGGCUGUAACUGCUGGUCAAAAUCACAAAGGCUAACAUAAUGCAAAGACUCUCCACAGGAUUGGUAGCAAGAACUAAUUCUUAAUUAAAUCACUGUGUCAUUUGUUUGUACAGUGUAACGUCAUGCUACUCGUGAUGCAUCGAAAUGAAACUUCUUGGCCGAAAAUUUCAAGAUUGGCUUUUCGCGCUAUAACAUAAAUUAUAUUAAUUUAUUUUUCUUCUUAUUUAUACUUAAAAAUAAGUCUUAACUGAAGACCUGUACGUUAAUGAACUACAAUCACCGUGGCGUAGCCAUAGCAACUAGCAUAUAAAAUGCAUUACGCAUGCAGGUAGUGCUUGAAACUGUGAUGCACACACAGAGUGCAAAUCCGCUCAGUUCAGGGUUGCCAGAUUGGAUGCAGUUUCCAAAUCAGCCUGGAAAUGUAAUGAUGGAAAAUCACAACUACAGAUUUUCUUUAGACGUAAAAUGAUUAUAAAUUGUGUUUUGAAAAUAUUGUAAAUUAAGGGGAUUAAAUUUGGUUGGAUUGGGGAUCCUUCCUAAUCUGGCAACACUGUACAAGUUUCUGGUGCUGUGUUUUUAACGAAUAAACUAAUUUGUAGUGUUGUGUUUUAAUAUGCUGUAUUUAAUCUUACAAAUAAAACCAACAUAACGUUUCUGUUAAAGUUUUGCAGCAUUUGUACUCUUUUUUUUGUCUGAGAACUGGAUGUUGUGGUGUUUCGCUUCAAUGUUUUCGGCCAAAAAUUUUCAGAGACAUUUCGAAGCAUCCCUAGAACUACUGUAAUAAAUAUUAUGACUGCUUAUUCAACUGUUAUAAAAGUGUCAUGGCAAAUGAACUGUUGAAGAAAUUUAUUUUGAGAAAGUUAUUUUGACAUUUCGUCACGUGUGAGAAUGGUUUUUUUUUUUUUCUUUUUAAGCUGCCUGUGAAAAACAUCUGCUGUACAUAACUACAUACAUUUUUAUACAUGCUGUGCGUACUAUAGACAUAUUUAUUUUUGUGUUUUGGAUGUUUUACAUUGAAGUAGGUAUUGUGUGUCUUGUUUGAGAGGUGCAUUGAUGCCUUUGAUUUAUACACUUCUCCAAGAGAGGUGCAGCUUCCACUGUGAUGCUACUGUUUCUGUCAGUGUGUGACCAAAAUCUGACUCUUAUCCAAGCCUCCCCCCCCCCCCCCCAGAUUCAUGGCUGGUAAUUCACACAGUAUAAUACAGUAUAUAAAGGUUAUAUGACACUACACAGGAAACUUGCCAUGAAAAUCAUCUCUGGAUGUGCAUAUUUAUAACAUUUGCUUCUUAAAAUGCCUCUUUUUUGCACUCUUGGUUCCUCUUGUACCUGAUAUUUGUGCUUGCGUGCAUGCUCUUCUUAUAAUCCUAAACAAACGGCUACUGUUUUUCUUUCACUUCCUUCUCUAAAUCCUUCACGUUCACUCCACUUAGUGCGCAAAGUGCGCAAAUAUAACAACCAUCAGAAUCUGAAUCAUGACAGGUUUUACAUGGUUCAUCUUCUGGAGAUGUUUUUAGAAUGAUUUUAAACUGGAAAAUGUUUUCAUGUAAGGACGGAUGUAAAUUUAAAUGUGUCCUGCAGCCUCCAUUAACUCAGCUUUCUGUUUAUUUAAACGCCCCUACAGGUCACAGCUCAUGUUUACGUCUCUAAUUGAUCUGGUGACAACAAUUCAUGUUUUCUCGGUGCAGAAAUGGGUUGAAGCUUAUUUGCUAGGAUAAAGAUUAGGAUAAAGACAAAAAUCAAGAGCUAAUCCAGUUAUCAGCACCGUGCAAAUAUGAGUAACUGUCAUCAAAACAGCGAUUUGUGGAUGGUGUUUAUGGAGUAGGAUCUUUAUUAAAAGAUACAAUAUGAACAUGAUUACAGGCAAAAUGGACCCUGAAGAUUACAUAUUGAAAUCUGAAUUAAUUUGAUAUCAGAAUAGACUAAUAUCCAAAAUCUUGAUCUUAUCUGAAUUCACCUAAGGCAUCCUUUCAGAUUUUAUUCCACAGAUAUCCAGAGAUGAUUCCUGCUGUGAUAUGUAAAGAAAAAUUAUUAUUAUUAUUAUUAUUAUUAUUAUUAUUAUUAUUAUAAACGGGACAGAUUUUAUCACCAAACAUGAUGUAUUUGGAAAUGAGAUAAAUUAAAAGAUUAUGAUGGUCUCUAAUUUGAAUAUGGUUUACAUUUCAGAAGAAAAAAAAAAAGAUGUAUUAGUGUCUUCACCUUAAAGCUCUGUCCUCAUACAGCUGCUGUAGUAAUGCAAUUAUGUGAACAGCAUAAUAUUGCAGAUUGCAGAUAUAACUGGAAUAAGUGUGUUGUUAUUGUGACAUGAUGAGGUUUCACCCCAAAAAUACCAUACCUGUGAUUACAAAUCUAUUACGUUUGCCAGUUAUUCCUAUGCUCUGUCUGAACUCUGUUGUUUUUCAACUAUACAAAUGAAUUUAAAAAAAAAAAAUUGAAGUUGUUGGACAUUAUUACAUCUGUAUAUGUUUGAAGUGUGUAUAUGUCUGCUAGCACUGCUAUUGUUUGAGAGUCUCUUUCCUUCACUUUAUGUAGCAUAAGCAAACAUGUUGAAUAAGAAGGUGGGGGUAGGGGCGUGCAGAAAAGGCCGAGACUCAACGGUCCGGCUUUGGCCACAAUUCAACAGGACUUUCAAAAUUGAUUCCCGGUGAAACAAAGCUUUGAUGGAAGGGUGAGUCGGAGAGAGAAAGUGAAUCCUUUUACCCCGUCCUUGGGAAGUGAUUAAUGCAUAGCCUCCUCAACUUUUCCCAGUAUGAAUGAUAAAGGAUCACAUGGUCCUAUUAGGAUGAGAUAGUGCCACUGUUGUGGGUGACUUUUGCUCUGUUUUGCUUUAGAUUACUGUGUUCAGAGCUGUAUUUAGAUGAUGCAGAAGUGGACAUCUACACACCUUGAAUUCGUGUUGGGAUGGAGAGGGUGAUGGUCUGCUCCCACUGAGAGUGGCCUGCUUCAGUAUGAAAAGACUCCGAGCUCAAAGAAGAGCUUCUUCUGCUGCCUCAGACAGUAUCCUAGCAACCGAAUACCGCUGGCGAAACCAGCCUUAUCUUAAAGGUUUUCUGCUCUCUUUUUCUCUGUGAAAGAUGGUUAUAAAGGCACCAAUUUGUAGUGUAGACCAAUCCAAUUAUAUUUAAUAUGAUUUUUUAAAAUCAAAGGAUUGGAAGUCAUUAUAGCACUUCUGGUAGACUACAAAUUUGUAAGAUGGAAAAACAGUGAUAUAAAAACACAUUUUUACACACUUAAAGCAAAAGGUUUAAAUCUGGAACAUUAAGGGUGUAUUUGGUUUGUCCCUUUGGGGAUCCCUUGAA
Ictalurus furcatus (blue catfish) is the source of this 6635-nucleotide messenger RNA. RefSeq names its product glucose-fructose oxidoreductase domain containing 1 (gene gfod1). The record is from RefSeq and is a predicted model, not a curated record. Gene Ontology annotation, molecular function: nucleotide binding. The transcript is spliced from 2 exons. Lineage: Eukaryota; Metazoa; Chordata; Actinopteri; Siluriformes; Ictaluridae. The coding region runs from base 670 to 1845 and encodes 391 amino acids.